GUGCGUUCUAGUUGGCUGCAGCCAUGGAGAAAGGCCCCAGGCCUGUGUCUGCCCACCCAGGCAUCCUGUCCUUGGAGAACCGGUGCCUGGCCAUGCUUCCUCACUUGCAGCCCUUGGAGAAGCCUCAUGGGUAUAAGACUAUGGGAAAACCACAUGGGCCUGAGUCUGCCCGCCCAGACAUCCUGUCCUUGGAGAACAGGUGCCUGAGUGCCUUCCCCAGUGCGGAGAGCAGCAUGUCUGUCGGCCCCUCGCCGCAGUGUCUCCAGCCAUUGCAGAUGAUGCAUACUGACUUGUGCAGCUCGCACACCGGCACAGGCCUGCUCUCUGAGGCUCCAAGCAGCAGAAGGGCUCAGUGUCUCUCUGCUACAGAGACAGUUAAGGAUCAUCUGUGCUCUUCAAAAGAAGAGAAAAAGUCAGAAGUGAAGGAAGAGGAAGGGACCCAGAUGCCUUUUUAUAACCUAAGCUUGGGAGAAGAAGCAGCCGUGGAGGAACUGGCCCCGCAGCUUAUCUCUGGGGAGUUGGAAUCUCAUCCUGAUUCCACUGACCAGCACCUUCAGGAAAACAAAAUGAUUCUGAUGAGCGUACUGUGCUCUACUGUGGCCUCAAAUGUAAACAUGAAAAAUGCAGCUGACAUCACCAGUUCCAUCCUUGAAAUCUGUAGUGCGCUUGCCCCCUUGGAGCCCGAGUUCAUCCUCAAGGCAUCUUUGUACGCCAGGCAGCAGCUGAACCUCCGGGACGUGGCCAACAAGGUGUUGGCUGUUGCUGCCUUCUUGCCGGCCUGCCGCCCUCACCUGCGACGCUAUUUCUGUGCCAUUGUCCACUUGCCUUCCGACUGGAUCCAGGUCGCGGAGCUGUACCAGGAACUGGCUAAAGGAGAGGAGAAUAAGCUGGCCCCACUGCCUGCCUGCCUCCGGGCUGCUCUGACUGACAAAUUUGCUCAGUUUGAUGAGUACCAGCUGGCUAAGUACAAUCUGCGCAAGCAUCGUGCCAAGAGUCGCCCCCGCCGGCCACCGCGGCCUCCAGAGCAUCCAUUUUCUGAGAGAAUGUGUUUUCCAAGAUACCUAUGGCCUAUUAUAAAAGUACAGAAAAAGUUUGAGGUGGAGAAAAAGAGUCCACCAGACUUCACCCUGAAGAAGUUGGUAGAGCGGCUGCAUAUCCAUGAGCCUGCCCAGCACGUCCAAGCCCUGCUGGGCUAUAGGUACCCCUCCAGCCUCCAGCUCUUUUCUCAGAGUCGUCUCCCUGGGCCCUGGGACUCAAGCAGAGCUGGGAAACGCAUGAAGCUGCCGAGACCAGAGACCUGGGACCGGGCGCUGAGCCUUCGGGGGAACAAAGCUUCUGUCUGGGAGCAGCUCAUAGACAGCGGGAAACUUCCCUUCAUGGCCAUGCUUCGGAACCUGUGCAACCUGCUGCGGGUGGGAGUCAGCGCCCACCACCAUGAGCUCAUCCUCCAGCGGCUCCAGCAUGCGAGGUCGGUGAUCCACAGUCGGCAGUUGCCCUUCAGAUUCCUUAAUGCCCAUGAUGCCAUUGAUGACCUUGAGGCUCAACUCCACAAUCAAGCAUUGCCCUUUCCUUCUAAUACAAAGCUGCUGAGGCGGAUAAUAAUUAGAAACUCAAAGUGUUUCAAGACAUAUCCACGGUAUCUUUGCAAGCUGAGUCCACGGAAGCUUCGAGCAGCAAUGAUGAUCCCUGUGAUAUAUAAGCAGGUCAAGCAGGAGAAGCUGAAAAUACACAAGGCCAGACAGCACACAUGUGACAUCGAGCUGCUAGACCGGUACCGGCAGGCCCUGGAGGUGGCUGUGAACCUCUCUGUGAAGCACAAUCUGCCGCCGCUGCCGGGCCGCACCCUCUUGGUGUACCUCACAGACGCCGGUGCAGACCAGUUCUGUGCCAAGAGCAACGCACAGGGGCCCCCCCUGAACUAUGUGCUGCUACUGAUUGCAAUGAUGGUGGCGCGGGCAGAGCAGGCAGAGGUCACGCUGUGCGGACGCGGCACUCUGAAGACAGCCGAGCUUGCGGCCCAGGGAGGCCUCCUGAAGACUGCGCUCAAACUACGGGCCCAAGUCGAGGAGUUAGAGGAAGGGGAUGAGCAGCCCCUGGAUACUUUUAAGAAGUACCUGCUUUCUCUGGCCGUCCGAAGGGUCCCCGUGGACAGGGUCAUUCUCUUUGGCCAUGUGCUGGGUCGCCCAAUGCUACUUGUAGCCUCUCACCUUAUCUGGCAGCAUGUGAAUUCCAAUUGUCUCUUUGUUAGUGUCCUCCUAAAGAAAACAGAUAGAUGUGCAAGUUGGAAUCCCAAUGUCGUGACGCUCUCAGGCUGUACAGAUGGGAUACUGAAGUUCAUUGCAGAGCGUGGAGCCUCACGUCUUCUAGAACAUGUGGGCCAGAUGGACAAAAUAUUUAAGAUACCACCACCCCUAGGAAAGACACAGUCCCCAACUCUCCAGCCGCUGGAAGAGGACACUCUCAGGCCCGUAGCUCCUGUGUCGCAGCAUGGCUGGCGCAGCAUCCGGCUGUUCAUUUCCUCCACUUUCCGGGACAUGCAUGGGGAGCGGGACCUGCUGCUGAGGUCCGUGUUGCCAACAUUGCAGGCCCGAGCUGCCUCCCACCACAUCAGCCUUCACGGCAUCGACCUGCGCUGGGGUGUCACCGAGGAGGAGACGCGGAGGAACAGACAGCUGGAGGUGUGCCUUGGGGAGGUGGAGAACUCGCAGCUGUUCGUGGGGAUUCUGGGCUCCCGCUAUGGCUACGUUCUCCCCAACUACAACCUUCCUGACCAUCCUCACUUCCGCUGGGCCCAGCAGUACCCGCUGGGCCGCUCUGUGACGGAGAUGGAGGUGAUGCAGUUCCUGAAUCGGGAUCAAGGCCUGCAGCCCUCUGCCCGGGCUCUCAUCUACCUCCGGGAUUCCAGUUUCCUCAGAUACUCCUGUGAAUGGGGGGGCACAGCAGCUGGCCGCCCCUACGCUGGGGGGCUAGAGGAGUUUGGGCAGUUGGUUCUCCAGGAUGUGUGGAAUAUGAUCCAGAAGCUCUACUUAGAGCCUGGGCCCGAGCUGGAGUGGCCAGUGUCCAUCCCAGAGGAUGAUUUGGUGCAGGCCACCUUUCAGGAGCUACGGAGCCCACCCAGUCCUGCCCGGCCGCGGCUGCUUAGGGACACAGUGCGGCAGCUGACGCUGCCCCAUGGGAAGCUGAGCGUCGUGACUGGGCAGUCGGGACAGGGCAAGACCACCUUCCUGGCAUCCCUUGUGUCAGCCCUGCAGGCUCCUGAUGGGGUCAAGGUAGCGCCCUCAGUCUUCUUCCACUUCUCAGGAGCCCGCCCUGACCAGGGUCUCGCCCUCAACCUGCUCAGGCGCCUGUGUGCCUAUCUGCGUAGACACGUGCACACAGCGAGUGCCCUCCCCAGCACGUACCGGGGCCUGGUGUGGGAGCUUCAGCACAAGCUGUUGCCCACGUGUGCUAAGACCCUGCAGCCUGGCCAGACCCUGGUGUUGAUCAUUGAUGGGGCUGACAAGAUGGUGAACCAGAACGGGCAGCUGACCUCAGAUUGGAUCCCAACGACCCUUCCGCGGUGGGUACACCUGGUGCUGAGUGUGUCUAGUGAUUCUGGCCUUGGGGAGACCCUUGAGCAGAGCCAAGGUGCCCACGUGGUGGCCCUCGGGCCUCUGGAACCAUCUGCCCGGGCCCAGCUGGUGAGGGAGGAGCUGGCGCUAUAUGGGAAGCGGCUGGAGGAGUCACCUUUCAACAACCAGAUGCAGCUGCUGCUGGUGAAGCGGGCGUCAGGCCUGCCACUCUACCUGCGCCUGGUCACCGAUCACCUGAGGCUCUUCACACUCUAUGAGCAGGUGUCUGAGAGACUUCGCGCCCUGCCUGCCACCGUGCCCCUGCUGCUGGAGCACAUCCUGAGCACCCUGGAGCAGGAGCACGGCCACGACGUCCUUCCCCAAGCCCUGGCCACCCUGGAAGUCACACACAGUGGUCUGGCUGUGGAGCAGCUGCAUGCAGUGCUCAGUGCGUGGCGGAAUCUGCCCAAGGGGGCUGAGCACUGGGAAGACGCGCUGGCUGCUGUAAACAGUGGAGAGCCCUACCCCAUGGGCCCGUUUGCCUACCUCGUGCAGAGCCUGCGCAGUUUGCUAGGGGAGGGCCCUCUGGAGCGUCCUGGUGCCCGCCUCCGCCUCCCGGAUGGGCCCCUGAAGACAGCAGCCAGGCGUCGCUAUGGGAAGAGGCGAGGGCUGCAGAACACGGCACAUGUCCUUACUGCAGCUCUGCUCUGGAAUACAUGCGACCCCGACGCUUCAGGCUCCUUCCGACGUUGUCCUCCAGAGGCCCUGGGAGACCUGCCUUACCACCUGCUCCAGAGCGGGAACCGUGCCCUUCUGGCGAAGUUCCUCACCAGUUUGCAUGUGGUGGCCGCACAUGUGGACAUGGGCCUGCUCCCCCAGCUCUUGGAGGCGCAUGCCCUCUAUGCUUCUUCAGUCCCCGAGGAGGAACAAGAGCUCCCUGAGGCUGAUGUUGCAGUGUUCCGCACCUUCCUGAGGCAGCAGGCCCCAGUCCUCAGCCGCUACCCCCUACUGCUGCACCAGCAGGCGGCCAACCAGCCUGUAGACUCACCUGUCUGCUGCCAGGCCCCGCUGCUCUCCCAGCGAGGGCGCCUCCCGCGCAUGCUGCGAUGGCUCAAUAAGCCACAGAGUGUGCGGGCUCAGCAGAGCUGCAGCCUGUCUCUGGCAAUUCCCUCCUCCCCAACUGCCGUAGCCUUCUCUCCUAGCGGGCAGAGAGCGGCUGUGGGCACUGCCAGUGGGACGGUAUACCUUUUGGACCUGAGAACCUGGCAGGAGGAGAAGUCUGUAGUGAGUGGCUGUGAUGGAAUCUCGUCCUGUGCUUUCAUCUCAGACAAUGCCCUGUUCCUUGCCGCCUUCGAUGGGCUCCUGGAGCUCUGGGACCUGCAGCACGGGUGUCGGGUGCUGCAGACCAAGGCUCACGAGUUCCAAAUCACGGGCUGCUGCCUGAGCCCUGACCACCGGCUGCUGGCCACCGUGUGCCUGGGAGGGUGCCUAAAGCUGUGGGACACAGUCUGUGGGCAGCUCUCCUUCCAGUACACUUGUGCCAAGCCCCUCACCUGCGUUGCCUUCCACCCAGAGGGGCAGGCACUAGCCACCGGCAGCUGGGCAGGCAGCGUCAGCUUCUUCCAGGUGGAUGGACUCAAAAGCACCAAGGAACUGGGGGCCCCAGGAGCCUCUGUUAGGACUUUGGCCUUCAGCGCACCUGGCCGGGUUGUGGUUGUAGGCCGGCUGGAUGGGACGGUGGAGCUGUGGGCCUGGCAAGAGGGGGCACGACUGGCCGCCUUCCCUGCCCAUUGUGGCUUUGUUUCUGCUGUGCUUUUCCUGCAUGCCCAGAGGCAAUUACUGACAGCUGGAGAGGAUGGCAAGGUUCAGGUGUGGUCAGGUUCUCUUGGCCGACCCGGGGGCUGCCUGGGCCCCGUUCCUCUCUCUCCUGCCCUCUCUGUGGCUCUCAGCCCCGACCACAAGCAGGUGGCAGUUGGGUACCGGACCGAGGGCAUUAAGAUCUACAAAGUCCCUGCAGGUCCCCGGUGGGUGCAGCGUCGAAUGCAAGAUGUGGCCGUGUCUGCUGUGGCCUGGCUGAGCCCCACGGUGCUGGUGAGCGGUGCAGAAGACGGCAGCCUGCAGGGCUGGGUGCUGGAGGAAAGCGCCCUUCAGUCCCUCUGGCUCCUGCCCGGAAACCAAAAGCCAGUGCUGGGACUGGCCACCUCCCAGCACCUCCUGGCUUCUGCCUCAGAGGAUUUCACAGUGCGGCUCUGGCCAAAGCAACUGCUGAUGCAGCAGCACAAGGCAGGAGACUUGCCCCUUGGUGCUGAGCUCCGGGGACACCAGGGCCCGGUCAGCUGCUGUAGCUUCAGCGUGGAUGGAGGCAGCCUGGCCAGUGGCGGCAGGGAUCGGAGUCUCCUCUGCUGGGACGUGAGGACACCACAAAUCCCUCUUCUGAUUCGCUCCUUCCCUGCCUGUCACCGUGACUGGGUCACUGGCUGUGCCUGGACCAAAGAUGGCCUACUGAUCUCCUGCUCCAGUGAUGGCUCUGUGGGGCUGUGGGACCCGGAGUCAGGACAGCAGCUUGGUCGGUUCCUGGGUCACCAGAGUGCUGUGAGCGCCGUGGUGGCUAUGGAAGAGCACGUGGUGUCUGUGGGCCGGGACGGCACCUUGAAAGUGUGGGACCUUGGAGGUGUGGAGCUGACCAGCGUCCCUGCCCACUCGGGACCCGUCAGCCAGUGCGCAGCUGCCCUGGAGCCCCGCGCAGCUGGACAGCCUGGCUCAGAGCUUCUGGUGGUGACUGUUGGGCUGGAUGGGGCCACACGGCUGUGGUAUCCACUCUUGGUGUGGCAGACACACAGCCUCCCGGGACACAGCGGUCAGGUCAGCGCGGCUGCUGUCUGCGAGAGCUCAGGCCUCCUGCUGACGGCCUCGGAGGACGGUUCAGUGCGGCUCUGCCAGGUACCUAAGGAGGCAGAUGACACCGAGGCGCCUAAGAGUUUCACACCCAUCACCGCUGUGGCCUGGGCCCCGGAUGGUUCUGUGGCUGUGUCUGGAAAUCAAGCUGGGGAAUUAACCCUGUGGCAGGAAGCCAAGGCUGUGGCUACAGCACAGGUUCCAGGCCGGGUCAGCACUCUGCUCUGGAUCUCAUCAGACACCUUCCUUGUUCUCAGUGAUGAUGAAAAGAUCAGCGAGUGGCAAGUGGAUGGGUUCGAGUGGCAGAGGGGUUCGACGUCCAGGAGAUUCAGUCUUCACCUGAUACAAGUUCUGCAAGAAUUUGGAGUCCUGACAAGUCUAGACCUGGCCCCCGAUCGUCAGUCCCUCGUCUUGGUCAAUGCGGAUUUGCAAGUACUGCAAAUGAGGCCUGGGGAUGCUCCAUCUGUAAUCACGGACUUGAUUGGAAUCCAUCCUAUACUAUUGUCCACCCACAAGGAGUACGGGGUGUUCUUCCUGACUGCAAGCGGCUAUGGCAUACUUUCUUACUUGAAGCAAAAGGAAACCGGAGAGUUUGAAGAGAGUUUGAACUUUCACAUGGAUUUCCACAACCCUGGUGUGACCUCAGCAGUGAUGACUCAGGCUAAACCUGAAUCUGAGUCCUCAUUCCUGUGUGCCAGUUCUGAUGGAGUGCUGUGGACCCUGGCGGGAUGCACCCCUGAAGGAGAGUGGACCACAGGUAACAUCUGGCAGGCUGAAGCCCAGGCUGCAGGGAUGGACCCAUCCUGUGCCAGCAUGGACAACUGGACGCCCACAAAGUUAAAGAUACAGCAGUGUAGAAAGAUUCACUCGGACUCUGUCACAGCCCUCCAUGUGCUGCCUGGGAUGCUGGUGACAGGUUCGAGGGAUAGAGAUGUUAAGCUGUGGGCGAGACCCAGUAUGCAGCUGCUGGGCCUGUUCCAGUGUGAAGGGGCAGUGAGCUGCCUGCACCCAUGGCUGGGACCUGACUCGACGCUGCAGCUUGCUGUGGGAGACACACAGGGCAAUGUGUACUUUUUGUCCUGGGAGUGAAAGUUCACUACUUGGGGCAGAAAUGAGAACACUUGUGCUUGAGAUGCAAAGCCUGAAAGUGCUGUGGCCACCUCCUUCCUAAGAUGAUACAAAUAAAGUGUCAGCAUGUCUCCAGGGUA
This is a messenger RNA of Chinchilla lanigera (long-tailed chinchilla), 7654 nucleotides long. RefSeq names its product telomerase-associated protein 1 (gene Tep1). Lineage: Eukaryota; Metazoa; Chordata; Mammalia; Rodentia; Chinchillidae. Gene Ontology annotation, molecular function: protein binding; telomerase activity; telomerase RNA binding. Gene Ontology annotation, biological process: telomere maintenance via recombination. The record is from RefSeq and is a predicted model, not a curated record. Gene Ontology annotation, cellular component: telomerase holoenzyme complex.